This is a messenger RNA of Closterium sp. NIES-65, 1650 nucleotides long. NCBI's taxonomy places the organism in Eukaryota, Viridiplantae, Streptophyta, Zygnematophyceae, Desmidiales, Closteriaceae. The record is from the annotation of a GenBank genome assembly.
AUGGAGAUGGAAGGAGGAGUGUGGGUGAGGCAAUGGAGAUGGAAGGAGGAGUGUGGGUGGGGAAAUGGGGAUGGAGGUGGGGAAAUGGGGAUGGAGGUGGGGAAAUGGGGAUGGAGGUGGGGAAAUGAGGAUGGAGGUGGGGAAAUGAGGAUGGAGGUGGGGAAAUGGGGAUGGAGGUGGGGAAAUGGGGAUGGAGGUGGGGAAAUGGGGAUGGAGGUGGGGAAAUGGGGAUGGAGGUGGGGAAAUGGGGAUGGAGGUGGGGAAAUGAGGAUGGAGGUGGGGAAAUGGGGAUGGAGGUGGGGAAAUGGGGAUGGAGGUGGGGAAAUGGGGAUGGAGGUGGGAAAAUGGGGAUGGAGGUGGGAAAAUGGGGAUGGAGGUGGGGAAAUGGGGGUGGAGGUGGGGAAAUUGGGAUGGAAGUGGGGAAAUGGGGAUGGAGGUGGGAAAAUGGGGAUGGAGGUGGGGAAUGGGGAUGGAGGUGGGGAAAUGGGGAUGGAGGUGGGGAAAUGGGGAUGGAGGUGGGGAAAUGGGGAUGGAGGUGGGGAAAUGGGGAUGGAGGUGGGGAAAUGGGGAUGGAGGUGGGAAAAUGGGGAUGGAGGUGGGAAAAUGGGGAUGGAGGUGGGGAAAUGGGGGUGGAGGUGGGGAAAUUGGGAUGGAAGUGGGGAAAUGGGGAUGGAGGUGGGAAAAUGGGGAUGGAGGUGGGGAAUGGGGAUGGAGGUGGGGAAAUGGGGAUGGAGGUGGGGAAAUGGGGAUGGAGGUGGGGAAAUGGGGAUGGAGGUGGGGAAAUGGGGAUGGAGGUGGGGAAUUGGGGUUGGAGGUGGGAAUUUGGGGAUGGAGGUGGGGAAAUGGGGAUGGAGGUGGGGAAAUGAGGAUGGAGGUGGGGAAAUGGGGAUGGAGGUGGGGAAAUGGGGAUGGAGGUGGGGAAAUGGGGAUGGAGGUGGGAAAAUGGGGAUGGAGGUGGGAAAAUGGGGAUGGAGGUGGGGAAAUGGGGGUGGAGGUGGGGAAAUUGGGAUGGAAGUGGGGAAAUGGGGAUGGAGGUGGGAAAAUGGGGAUGGAGGUGGGGAAUGGGGAUGGAGGUGGGGAAAUGGGGAUGGAGGUGGGGAAAUGGGGAUGGAGGUGGGAAAAUGGGGAUGGAGGUGGGGAAUGGGGAUGGAGGUGGGGAAAUGGGGAUGGAGGUGGGGAAAUGGGGAUGGAGGUGGGAAAAUGGGGAUGGAGGUGGGGAAUGGGGAUGGAGGUGGGGAAAUGGGGAUGGAGGUGGGGAAAUGGGGAUGGAGGUGGGGAAAUGGGGAUGGAGGUGGGGAAUUGGGGUUGGAGGUGGGAAUUUGGGGAUGGAGGUGGGGAAAUGGGGAUGGAGGUGGGGAAAUGAGGAUGGAGGUGGGGAAAUGGGGAUGGAGGUGGGGAAAUGGGGAUGGAGGUGGGGAAAUGGGGAUGGAGGUGGGGAAUGGGGAUGGAGGUGGGGAAAUGGGGAUGGAGGUGGGGAAUGGGGAUGGAGGUGGGGAAAUGGGGAUGGAGGUGGGGAAAUGGGGAUGGAGGUGGGGAAAUGGGGAUGGAAGGAAGCACGGAGAGACUGAGAAGGAAGAGCGCUGGGAGGAAGGCAGCUGCUGUGGUGAUGUGAUGCUCCACGCCUUGCCACCACCCCCACACGUGAUGUGA